Periophthalmus magnuspinnatus is the source of this 4656-nucleotide messenger RNA. RefSeq names its product connector enhancer of kinase suppressor of Ras 1 (gene cnksr1). NCBI's taxonomy places the organism in Eukaryota, Metazoa, Chordata, Actinopteri, Gobiiformes, Gobiidae. Gene Ontology annotation, molecular function: protein binding. The transcript is spliced from 21 exons. The record is from RefSeq and is a predicted model, not a curated record. Bases 137 to 2647 code for a protein of 836 amino acids.
CUGAACGAAGGAGUGCCACGAGUCCGAGUCCGAGUCAGGCGCUUCCUCUUUUUCCCUCUCCUCCAGGAGCCCUGAGAGGUAGAAGUCCGCGAGGAAGGCAGGAAAGUGGAGCAGCGACUGGAGCAGGACUCCGAGCAUGGAGCCAGUGUCGUCGUGGAGCGAGGAGCGAGUCAUCCAGUGGCUCCAAGGUCUAGAUGCCGCCCUGCACCAGUACCCUGUGUCUGAGUGGAAGCUGAAUGGAGUGGACCUGCUGCAGCUGACCUCUCUCGACCUGGAGAGGCUGGGUGUUCACAAGAUGGGCCAUCAGGAGCUGCUGCUGGAGGCUGUGGAGAAGCUCUGUUCAGUGACGUACGGCCUGAGUGGAGAGAGUCUGCGAAGCCUCACAGAGAAGCUGCGGGCCCUGGCCUCCACUCUGCAGAUGGGCAUCCAGGGCCGAUGGAGGCUCAACAGCUACGACGGACGCAGCACCACCAAGCUGUCUGUGGGAGUACUGCAGCUGGUGGUGGAGCUGAUCAUUUCUGCCAAAGGACUUUUCUCUCUGCUCAAUAGAUACCAGUUAUUUCAGCUAAACCAGUACUCUUCCACUAAGGACAUAUUUACAAGCUGCAGACAACUGAGGGAAAUAGUGCACAAUGACAGCACAGUGUAUGAGAAGGAGAAGGACAUCAUUUCAGUGUGCCGUCAGCUGGUGUCCCUGUGUGAUGACAUCCUAAAGUCCAGUUCAGAGCUGCUUCUGUCCCACACAGCAGAGCUAGAGAGUGUUCACCUGGUGCCUGCUGCUCCAGGAGACCCCCUGGGCAUCGAGAUCACGUCAACCAGCUCCACCAACCACUAUGUGACUGGGACUGCUCUGGAGCCCUCCUCUGAUGUCAGUCUGAGGAUCUUGGCUGGAGAUGAAGUCAUUCAAGUCAAUGACCAGAUAGUGGUGGGCUGGAGCAGGGCCAACCUGGUGAAGAAGCUCAAAGAGGAUCCUAAUGGAGUCACACUGGUUCUCAAGAAGGUCCCUGGUUCAAAGAAACGCCAGAAUAAACCUCCUGAGCUGAGCGUGUCCACAGCACAGGAGGAGGAGGAGGAAGUCAGGUCGGAGCAUUCAGACGAAGAGGAAGACAACCCUAGACAUUCAAUCUUCGAACGAGUAGCAGCAUCUGUCAGGUCUUUGUCCUUCAGGAGAGCCAUACAGGGUCCAGAAGGAGGGCAGCAGCAGCACGUGGACCAGGGGGAGUCAGAGCUGCCCUCAGAGAGAAACACUGAGAGAAGCCUGAGUUCGUCCCAUCUGCCCCAGCUGCUCUCUGCAUCAGGCGAUUUGGAGGGUCGCGAAGGCGCUCGAUCGCCCAGAGGAAGGUCCCCCAGGAGAGGACAUCAGGAGGAGGACAGCUCGGGCUCAGAUAUGGUGGGACACACGAGCAACAAGGAUGCAAAGAAGUCUUCUGCUAAAGGUAUGAGCACAGACAUGAGUAGACGCAGAGUCUCCUGUCGUGAGCUGGGUCGUCCUGACUGUGAUGGCUGGCUAUGGAAGAAGAGGAGGGAAAGUGGAGUAUUCGUCACACAGAAGUGGCAGAGGUUCUGGUUCAUCCUCAAAGGGCCGGCCCUGUACUGGUACACCAGCCAGCAGGAUGAGAAGGCUGAAGGCUUCAUAAACAUUUCCAGCUACAACAUUGAAAGUGCUGGGGAGCACAAGAGGAAAUAUGUCUUCAAAAUGUGCCAUGCAAGGUUUCAGAACUUCUUCUUUGCUGCUGACCACGUCAGUGACAUGAGCAAAUGGAUAAACUGCCUGAUCACAGCCAUCCAAAAGCACAGGAAGCUUCAUACAGGACCCAGCAGUGAAGAAGAAUGUUACAGUGAAACGGAGUCAGAGAGUGAAAGAUCGCCCUCACCUGGACGGCGGAAUAAGAAAAUAAAUUACAACACUUAUCCUCGUAAAAAGGACAAAACCCAUAAGACGCCAUUACCAAGUCCAACAGCAGGUGGCAGCAAAAGCACAGGUCCUGUGGAUGAGAUGGGCCAGAUGCUCAACAACAUAAAGGAGGGAGGUGUAUCUUUGAUGGGGCAGGAGCAGCCCUUCACUCAUGACCACUUCAGGAGGUCCUUCAUCAAACGCUGCAAGAACCCUGUGAUCAACGAGAAGGUGCACACGCUGCGAGCGCUGCACAGCACACUCAAGGCCAAGGAAGCCGAACUUCUGCAGAUUAACAAACUCUUAGAUGAGUCGGACUUCAGCGCCACCAAAUAUCGCACAUGGAAGCAACACAACGAGGAGCUGCUCCAGGAGAUCGAGAAGCUAGCAUCUCAAAGAGACUCUAGCACUGGACCAAACAAAACCACAUCCAGUGCUGAGGUUGCCAUGGUGACAGUCGCUACAGCAGCAGCGGAGGAUUUGAAGAAGCAGAAGGAGGUGGAGGAGGAGGAGGAGGAGGAGGAGGAGGAGGAGGAGAGGGGAGCGUACCAGCUGAAGCUUUGUGAUGGAGAGCAGUUAGUGGACGCAGAGCCAGAGGAGGUGUUGCUGGAGCUGUCUCAUGAAUCUUCUCCUGUCUCUGUGGAAACAAGUCCCAAACUUGAACUGAACCUAGGCUCGCUUCAAGAGUCCAUCAAGCAGGAGCUGAACGAGAGGGCUGAGACUGGAGAGACAGAGCAUUACUUUUACAUUUAAGGAUCUGGAGAGACAGAGCAUUACUUUUACAUUUAAGGAUCUGGAGAGACAGAGCAUUACUUUUACAUUUAAGGAGCCGGACAGCAGGGCAGACUUUGAUUGUAGAAUUUGCCUUUUAAUAUCAAAAUGCAAAUUGUUGUUUAAAGUUAAGAGAAUUACCGGGCCUAUCUAAAAAAAAUUAAAUGUUGUUUAAAGUUAAUAGAAUUACUGGGCCUAUCUAACAAAACUAAAAAGAAAAGUUGACAAGUGGUUCAGUAUGGGUUCUGUGAGCACAGAUGAACACAGUGGUAGUUCUGUAGUGAUUAUUCACACAGACAGUGUGUUUAAGGGGGUAAGUAACAUUUUUGGUGGAAGGUCUGCAUGUCUCCAUGGAGUUGUUGACCAUUAAAAACAACCAUUAUGAAAUAAGCAGUAGAUAGAUAAGUGUAAUGCUCCACUGGCAAAUUUCAUAUAAAAAAUAUCCAGCUCCAUAAAGACGAGGAGAUGCACGACCCCCACAAGAAAAGUGACAUAGAGCAUGGUUCUUAAUGUCACAUUCAAACUUGAGAAGCACAUUUUCAAACUGCUGAAGUAGGACAUCUGUGUAACUCGUCCACAAAACCUCACAUAUCAUUGGUAUUGGCAUCUGUGUUUUCAGACAGUAAAGUGAAACUGCACAGCCAGUCAGAGUGCUGCUUUUGGUGCAGAAUUCAGGCAAACGAACAUAACAUUUACUCAUUUACAGAAAAGUGAUUAGCAACUUUGCAAAGCAAAUUUGUGGGCCAUAUAACUAAAAAUAUUCAGUUCACUUUUUAAUAGCAUUAUGACAGUUUUGAAAUAACUCGAGUCACAUUUCCCUGCCCUCCAUCUGACACUAUGUAAGGUUUUAGAAUAUUAUAAACACAAGCAGCCUACUGACAGUAUCCUCCUGUCCAGAAUGUUUAACCAUCACACACUGCAUCUUCACUCAUUUGGACAUGUCUUAUGUAAGGCAUCAGAACGGCUUUUCUUGUAGAGUUGGAUUUGAACUGGAUGAUGUGUUCGUAGAUUGGAAAGUGCCUUUCUAGAGGCUCAAAGCACUUUACAUUGGUCAAUUAUUCAUUUGCUCCGCAGCAGCAGCAACUCCCUCAAUGUCUGCUUCAGACAAACUUUCACAAACCUUUUAAAUGUUCAUGUUCUGUGUGUUUUAUGGCUAUUGUCCCUUGUAUAUGACAUAGGGGUGAGUAACAUCGACAAAAAGUGAUAUUUCAAACAUUCUGGGGAUUUACCCAAUAACAAUAAUCAAAUCAUAUUUGAUCCAUCAGAAAUGUGCUUACGCAUGUCUGUAAAUGUCAUGAGAUUCUCCAAUGUAUGUCAAGACUAACUGAGCCACAAACAUGCUCAAAAUCACUUUAAACCAGAGAUCGGGAAAUUCUUUUUCCUGUUUGCAGCGUUUCGACAGUCGUAACACAGACAGUACCUGGUAUAAUUUGACAUAUCUUCAAAACAAAUGUUCCAUUUUAUCUUGUAGACAAUAUGUUGUACACCUCUAAUAUAUUAAAGAGAGGAGCCUGGAAUAGAACCCCAGACUGUUCUGUAAGGAUGCAUCAAACACCACCAUUUCCUCUUAACACUUUCCUUCCUCUUUGGUAUGAAGCAUUUUGCCCGAGAACACAACGGCAGCACAAUGAGGAAAUAAUUGCUGUUGUCAAGUACUCUGUGAGCUUGGAAUGGCAUUGCAUUAAAUUACUGAGUUACCGUAUGACAGUGCAACACCUACUUAUUAGUUUAAUCAUGCACGCACACGCACAGACACUCGCGUGCGCACACGCACAUGCACACACGCAACAACCCCGUUCAAUAGAAUGAGGCUUUACCUGCUUAACAUGCAGAAAUAAUAAAAACUAUGUUUGUUUAAUCGUAUAAUAUCGCCAUAGAAAAAUGUGUCACAAAACAUAGUCUAUUGUUUUGUCUUUUUUCUCUUUUUUUGCUAAACCAAUGUAUAUGUUGCAAAACAAUUUCUUGUACAUAUUUGUACAUAUGAAUACAGC